Messenger RNA from Lentinula edodes (shiitake mushroom), 1818 nucleotides. RefSeq lists its product as uncharacterized. The coding region runs from base 86 to 1702 and encodes 538 amino acids. Lineage: Eukaryota; Fungi; Basidiomycota; Agaricomycetes; Agaricales; Omphalotaceae. The transcript has a single exon. The record is from RefSeq and is a predicted model, not a curated record.
GGUCCUUUUCUUUGAUGAUCUCGAGGUGCUUAUCAAGUUGUUAUACUCUCUUUAGCUUCUGCCUCACCUUUGUCUUUGCUUCCCCAUGAUUAUUACUGGUCUUCCGUAUGUCCUCGAGCUCUUUGAGAAUGUUUGUUCGCGCUCUUAUAUCAAGAUAUCGUCAAAGCUUGCCAAGCUCGAGUUGCUACCGUCGUCUUUUUUGCAGUCCGAGUCGGUUCACUCGUUUCUACACAGCUACAAAGCUCUGGAUCUACUUUCGCUGGCAACUCUGCUUCAGUGCCUCGAAAAAUAUAUACUUGGGAUCCAAUUCGGACGACCGGUCGACCUUGAUUCGAAUUUGCUCAACUUCGACUCAAGCUCCAUCCCACACUACUUUCUUUCGGGACUAGCUGUGAUCGUACUCUAUUCUCUCUUGUUCUUGUCCUUGCUCGUGCUACAUGCACUUUUGAAGAGGAUUCUGAGUUUAACCGGGCUCAAGACUACCACCCAUUCCAUCAACAACGCACUCAAUAUCGAACCCAACACCCCACACACACAAUAUCGUCGUGCAAAGCACCAUAUCUCUCGCGCUCUCUCCUCCGUCAUUAUACCAACUCCGUCUGGAAAAUCGCGGUUUCCGGCAAGUUUUCUGAGGGUGGCUGGAGCUGCUAGGGUAAGCCGGGUAGCUGCAGUGACCGUGCCACGCUAUGCGAAUGACGCAGACAAGAUUUCGGGGGUCGUUGACCCUGGAAAAGUUGUCAACGUCGUUGAGAUUGAGGCAGCCGUUCUUUUGGCUGGGUUGGUUUCUGGGAAGUUGGAGUUGAGGGACCGGUGGAUGGGAGAAGAAGGGGAUGAUGACUUCGGCAUCAAAGGCCCCAACCACUCUCGCUCCAAAGACUCCUUGGACGAACUAAUCUCGUUAAUGAAAGGGUCUUUGGAAGUUUACGAGUACCAGUUCAAGCUCAAAGUGGGAAAGAAGAUGUGGGCCAGUGUGGCGAGUUGGGUGGUUCUGGCUGGCUAUGGUGGUACCACGACGGCGCCAAAGACAAAGGGUGUAGAUUUUCUUCAAUGUACUCGAUACGUGCAACGCGCCUCCUCUGGACAAUAUGCACCGAUCAUACGGUCUAUACAGCCUUUUUACUCCGAAUCCACUAUGAAGCUCGACCUAGACUUUGUCCCCUACGCCUCCUUCGAAUCCACACUCAAAGCAUUCAUUCACUCCAUGCCCCUUUCCGAAAACCAGAAUAUCGACGCUGUCCUGGAGUUCACAGUCCUUGCUCCGCAUGUAAAGUGGCUGAGUAGGGAAUAUGUGUUGUGUGCGAUUCCGUUCAUGUAUACUAAUGGUCGAAAUGCAAAUUCGAUUAUAGAAUCCGAUGCUACGCCGCCACCAACGCUGACUCCAACCCCGAUGCUCCUCUCGCUCAAACAGGUCAUCGAAAUUUUGACGUCCUUAUCAUCGUCGUCGUCUCUCCAAAUUCUUUCCUGCACAAACACGUCUUCGGAAUGUUCUUCGUCUCUGCGUGAGAUUGUACGUGAGCGGGAUUUAGUAGGUCUAGAUGGAGGUUUGAAUCCUAAGGGGCACGCACGUAGUGAAUGUGGAGGAUAUGGAGGAUGUGGAGAAGGGUCGUCGUCGUGGAUGCGGGAGAGAUCGAUGAUGCUUUGGCAGGCGGCGAUCUUGAGGGCUGGAUGGGUUCAGAGAUGGGUUGUGGUUGUAGGUAGAUAGUCAUCACAAUCAGUAUGAACGUCGUGAAACCGUACACUCAGCAGUGUAGUCAUAUGCUAGUGUAAGAUUCAAAUAUGUUCCGACCACCUUUAAACAGAUUCAGGUCAAAAAUUCAC